AAAAGUUCAACGACAAGUGUGUUUAGAGCAGGUGUAUCGAUCGAUCGUGUUUUAUAUGCCGGUUUUCGGUAAAUAAAAAAWUUUUUAAAAAUAAGCGCCGCGACUCAAAGCAAAUCUUUCAAGAAUACAUCAAAGUGAUGAAAUGGCGCGUCGACGGUCGCGACACGAUCAUCGAUAUCGGUUCCGGUUCGGGUAAUGUGCUUAUGGACUACAUAUAUCCGCUAUUGCCGCCCAAUUUCAAAGCCGUUUUGUCAACAGACAUCUCGGCCCGUAUGGUGGAGUUCGCGCGCCAAAAUUACGGUUAUAUUAAGCGCGCUCAGUUCGAGGUGCUCGACAUAGCUUGUGCAGAGCUGCCACAGCAUCUAAGCAAUCGUUUCGAUCAUGUCACCUCCUUCUAUUGCCUGCAUUGGGUGCAAGAUCAAAAACGCGCCUUACAGAAUAUCCGCCAGCUGUUGCGUGUGAGCGGUGGCGAUUGCCUGCUUGUGUUUCUCGCAAAUAUUCCUACCUACGAUCUGUAUCUGACUUUGGCGAAGACGCAGAAAUGGCGCGAUUAUAUGCGCGAUGUGCAGCAGUUCAUCUCACCGUUGCGUAGCAGCAGUGAUCCGGGUGCGGAGUACAGCAAGUUGUUGGCGGAGACGGGUUUUGUGGACUACACUGUGGAGAUACGCAAUGAGACAUACGUCUAUGAGGGCACACAGAAUUUUAAAGAUAACAUAAAGUCGAUUUGUCCCUUCUUGGAGCGCAUGUCUCCAGCUAUGCAAGAAGACUUUCUGGAUGAUAUCGUACAAUGUGUGGCUGACAUGAAUCUGCGCGAAGCCGAUAUCAAUACAAAAGAUUUCAAAUUUAUUGCGCCAUACAAAUUAGUUGUGGUCUAUGCGCGAAAGCCGAACGAAUUUUUGAGCACUAUGAUCGAGGAGACGGAGCGUGUGUCAAAACGUUUGAUGUGAUGAAAAUACCAAAUUAUCCAAAGAUUUAGAACAAUUAUAGUUUUGUAGCUUACUAAUAUUAAUCUAGUGAGUAAAAGU
Bactrocera latifrons is the source of this 1025-nucleotide messenger RNA. Its product is annotated as juvenile hormone acid O-methyltransferase-like. Lineage: Eukaryota; Metazoa; Arthropoda; Insecta; Diptera; Tephritidae. The record is from RefSeq and is a predicted model, not a curated record. The coding region runs from base 138 to 947 and encodes 269 amino acids. The transcript has 4 exons.